This is a messenger RNA of Clupea harengus (Atlantic herring), 1270 nucleotides long. RefSeq lists its product as uncharacterized. Gene Ontology annotation, molecular function: protein binding. The record is from RefSeq and is a predicted model, not a curated record. NCBI's taxonomy places the organism in Eukaryota, Metazoa, Chordata, Actinopteri, Clupeiformes, Clupeidae.
ACAUUUCUUACAUAAUGAGUAACUGAGGCAUAUAAAAGAGGGUGUCUCAGGAGUGAGACUAUCAACUUUCUACAACUACUACUACUACUACUACUACUGCUACUACUGCAAAUACUACUACUGCUACUACAAAACUACUGUGUGUCAGCGAGGAAAUUAUAUUAAAGAUGAGGUCUGUCAUCACACUGCUGGUGCUGCUGCUCCCCAUGUGUGGAUCUCUGACUCUGGGCACCCAGACUGAUCUUCACACAGAGAGCCAGAGCACUGGGGCUGCUGCUGCUGCUGCUGCAGUCUCUACCCAGGUGGACAUGUAUGCUGAGCUCAGAGAACUCAGAGACAUGGUGGACAAGCAAGGAAUCACGUUAGUCGAGCAGAGAAUGACUCUGAGCUUCACUCAGGAUGAGUUAAAAAACACCAACGAUCUGCUGAACAAAAUAGUGGGUGAAAAUGAUGCUGUGAAACAAAGACUGGUGGCCAGUGAGACUAAAGUGGAGGCUCUGGAAAGAGUGAAUUUAGCACAAGAGGCAGAGCUGACAGCUGUGAAGACCAGACUGGCUGCAAGUGAAACUGAAGUGGUGAAUCUGAAGAAGGAAGCUGCAGCACAGACAGCUGAUCUGAGGUCAGUUACUGAGAGACUGGUAGCUACUGAGACUGACAUGGAGUACGUGAAGAAAGACACUGCAGCUCAAGAGGCAGAGCUGACAGUAGUGAAGACCAGACUGGCAGCCACUGAGACUGAAGUAGUGAAUCUGGAGAAAGAGAUUACAGAGAAACCCAAGGUGGCAUUCUCAGCAGGUCUGACUAACUCAGGAUACAUAGAGUCUGGGAACACUGAGCUGAACUUGGUCUUCACUAAAACCAUCACCAAUGUUGGACAGGCCUACAGCAACAUGACCGGCUUAUUCACAGCACCAGUAAAAGGAGUCUACUACUUCAGAUUCACAGUCAUCGAUAGACUUUCCUCACGCUCAAUGUUUAUCAAGAUGAUUAAGAAUGGAGAGCAGGUCAUGCAGUUGUAUGAUUAUGAUACUGAUGGGCAGGUCUCCUAUCUCUCCAGUGGUGUGACUCUGCAGCUGGAGGUGGGAGAUGUAGUUAACAUGAGAAUCCCUGCAGGCUACAGGCUCUAUGAUCAUUCUGAUAACUACAGCACCUUCAGUGGCUUCCUGCUCUUUACUCUUUGAAGGGAACACAUUGCUCAACUGCUCAUGUUGUCAAAUGAUAAAUAAUAUGCUUCAUGAUCAUGUUCAAAUAAAGCAAAUUUAAAAUGUAA